Molecule: messenger RNA, 291 nt
Organism: Ambispora gerdemannii
Lineage: Eukaryota; Fungi; Glomeromycota; Glomeromycetes; Archaeosporales; Ambisporaceae
Source: the annotation of a GenBank genome assembly
UCAUCCAACAACAAAUACUUUAUUAGACAAUUACGAACUUUACAAAAAGAGACCUAUGAAAAAUAUAUUCAAAUUGCUAUUGGUAAUGAUACAAGAUGGAAUAAUCAUUAUGAAUAUUUUCGUACUUUAAUUAAAUCAAAAGGAGCAUUACAGACUUUAGGUUCAAAAUUUGAAUCACCUUAUAAUACAUCUUCUUAUUGUCAUUCAAAUAAACCACUCUAUCUUCCUGUUGAUAUAGCUUCUAUUUUACUUGAUGAAACCUGGUGGCAAUUACUUUCAAAACUCAAAAAA